AUGCAAACCAACAUGGAAAUGAACACGACAAAAGGUAGUACGUUUGUCUUACAGCAGGAUGCACUGCCUUUCCUCAUCGGGGUUUUGAUAACGCUUGUGAAUUUGUUAGCGUUAUUCAUUUUAGCACAGAUCAAGAAAAUGAGUUUGCAGAUCAAAAUGCUGUCGAUGAAUUUGGCUGUGACCGACCUAUUGACGGGUGUUGCGGUCCUGGGAGAUUCCUGCCUUUCUCCUAUAUUACCAGAAAGUUUGUGUCGACCAUUGAUGUAUCUCUACUGUCUCGGAGUUGUGGUUUCGUUCCUGAAUAUUACCGGAAUGCUAUUCGACCGGUUCUGCGCCUUGUUUUUUCCCUUCAAAUACCACAAUUUCUUAGAGAAGAAAACGUGCCUAUUCAUCAUUGCAUCCCUCUGGUUCUGCGGCUGUCUGUUGACUGUGGUGAAUUUUCACGAUGGGUUCCGUAUCUACGAUAUCCAAGAUCUACAGGUAUGCGCCUCGUACAUCAUGGUAGGCAAGACGGGAUUGGCUAUUGUAACUUUUCUAUUCUGCAUAUUUAUGAUACUAAACAUUGUCCUCUACAUCCUGAUGUUCAUGAAAAUGUACAAGCUAUCCUACUCUGUACAUACUGCAGACUCCCUGAACAGACAAAGACAUUUUAAGAGCCAGGCCAAAAUUCUGAUAAAUCUGUCUGCCAUCACAGGAGCGUUUAUGGUUCUGUAUACGCCAAUGAUCGUCAUGAGCAUGAUUGAUAUAUUCGACAAAAACCCUGCAAUGAAGAAGACCAUUCUAAUGCUUCAAAGCAGAUUUGGUGUCCUCGUUCUUCUGAAUUCCUUCGUCAACCCUUUCCUUUUCGUGUGGAGAUUCCUGGAAUGCAGGUACACGUUCCUUCUGAUGGUUUGCUACUGCAAUAAGACCAAACGUGAAUACUACCGUGACUUCAAGAAAACCCAAUGCGUUUCGUUUCUAGACGUUCCAAUGAGGUCCUCUUGA
This is a messenger RNA of Ostrea edulis (European flat oyster), 984 nucleotides long. Its product is annotated as melanocortin receptor 3-like. Gene Ontology annotation, molecular function: G protein-coupled receptor activity. The transcript has a single exon. NCBI's taxonomy places the organism in Eukaryota, Metazoa, Mollusca, Bivalvia, Ostreida, Ostreidae. Gene Ontology annotation, biological process: G protein-coupled receptor signaling pathway. The record is from RefSeq and is a predicted model, not a curated record. The coding region runs from base 1 to 984 and encodes 327 amino acids. Gene Ontology annotation, cellular component: membrane.